CGCGCGCAGCUCCACGUGUUGCAGUUUUAUCAUUUAAAAACAACUCGGGCGGGAACUUCGCGUCUCACAGUUGGGUCACACAGCGGCCGUGCUUGAGUUUGUGUGCUCAGCAAAGCCGACACCUCUGAAGCUCGUACGUUUGGAGUUUCUUUCUCUUACUCUCUGAAGGUGAUGAUCAUGUCGUUUUAAACACUGAAGACUUAAUGUCGCCUUGUUGUCUUAUUUGUAGUUGUGACAUUAGCGUGCGACAUGGGGAACAGCGAAUCCAGCUUAUUGCAGACGGCGUCCUUCACCAUUUCUCCGUAUCUGAAAGCGGCCGUGGAGAGCUGCGCCAAUGAUGUCAGUCCACAGCGCCGCACGAUCCCGACCAGACAGUACUACACGCUGCCGGGCAACAGCACCGAGCGGAGAUCACUGGUACCCAGCGCCAACCUCAGUAACGAGCAGCCCCGCUUUCACCCGCAGGCGAAGGGCAAGAAUAUCCGCCUUGAUUCGCAACUAAGGAGGGCCGUCCGGAAAAACAGCUUCUGCAACGGAGUGACCUUCACCCAGCGGCCCAUACGGGUUUAUGAAAAAGUCCGUCUGCGUCUCUCGUCGGUACACACGGGAUGGAGUGGGGCUUUGAGGUUUGGAUUCACCAGCAUGGACCCCAGCAAGCUGAACCCUGCUGACAUCCCCAAAUACGCCUGUCCCGAUCUGGUGACCCGUCCCGGCUACUGGGCAAAGGCUCUGCCGGAGAGACUGGCUCUGAAGGACAAUGUAUUGGCCUUCUGGACGGACAGGCAUGGAAGAGUUUUCUACAGCGUCAACGACGGGGAUCCUGUUCUCUUUCACUGUGGGGUUAAUGUCGGGGGUCCCCUGUGGGCACUCAUUGACAUCUAUGGAAUCACGCAAGAGGUCACGCUGUUAGAAAGCACCUUUGCGGAGAGCAUGGGCUCAAGUCGUCUGAGUGCUGCCAGGCUAAGUGCCUACCUCCCUCAGAGCAAUCACGACUCUGCCAACUACAGCAAUAACCAGCUGGAGACGAGCCAAGCAGCACAAGCAAAGUUUGCCACCCUGCAACUCGGCAACUGCCACCCACUCAUCCCUUGCUGUACGGGUUCAUCGAGCAGAGGGCAGCGAGGCCUUCCUUCUCUUCUUGACACCGAUGUGCACUUCCACCUGAGGCACGGCUCGGAUGUCACUCUCUCUGCCGACCGGAUGACCGCUUGUAUCCACUGGUCGGACAGCAGCCGGACUUUAGUGUUCACCGACAGACCCGUGCGUGUCGGAGAGACGUUGUUUGUGGAAGUGGGCCAUCAAGGCCUUCCCUAUUUUGGGGCACUGCUGUUUGGCAUGACCUCCUGUGACCCCGGAACCCUGCGGACAAGUGAACUGCCAGCAGAUCCCGAGCUCCUACUGGACCGAAAGGAGUACUGGGUGGUAUACAGGGGCUUUCCUGUGCCAACCCCCGGGGAUGUACUCAGCUUGACUGUGCUACCCAGUGGAGAGGUGCACCACAGCGUGAAUGGGGUGGCCCGAGGAAGACUUCUGUGUGUGGACACCUCUCAGGUCCUGUGGGUCUUCUUCAGUCUUCACGGUGCCGUCAAUCGUCUCAGGAUUCUCGGAACGGCACCUUGCAGUCCGCCCAGUGGGUCCCCCACUGCCUCACCAGGAGGGCUUCUGGAUGACAGCGAUUCCGAUUUGGCGUUCAGCGUCAACCGCUCAUCGUCCGCCUCGGAGUCGUCUCUUGUGACGGCGCCGAGUUCGCCCCUCAGCCCUCCCCUCACCCCGGUGUUCUCCCCUCCAGAGGUGCCCCCUAGCAGCAAGAAUGGAGAAUGCACCAUCUGCUUCGACAAAGAGGUGGACACGGUCAUCUACACGUGCGGACACAUGUGCCUUUGCAAUGACUGCGGUCUGAAGCUGAAAAAGCAGAGCAACGCGUGCUGCCCAAUCUGUCGGAGAGCAAUGAAAGACGUUAUCAAAAUUUACAGACCCUGAUGGAUGACGACUCGUGAGACUGUCGUUGAGUCCGAAGUAACCGCCGUCCUUUCACAUUUCAUCUCUUUGAAUCUCUCGUCAUUGUUUGCUUGCUUUUUUUCUGUUUGCUGGUGACGCGGGUGAAGUCGCAGGACUGCCGUGAUCAAGUUGCAGUGCGGCCAUUGGACAGACGCGGUGCCACGCGUCCUUCGUUAGCCUCCCCUGCUGUCGGGUGAGGAUCCUAGUGCCUUCAAACAGCGCCCUACA
This is a messenger RNA of Erpetoichthys calabaricus (reedfish), 2226 nucleotides long. It is a transcript of the gene neurl1b, whose product is annotated as neuralized E3 ubiquitin protein ligase 1B. NCBI's taxonomy places the organism in Eukaryota, Metazoa, Chordata, Cladistia, Polypteriformes, Polypteridae. Gene Ontology annotation, molecular function: ubiquitin protein ligase activity. The transcript has 5 exons. Bases 250 to 1980 code for a protein of 576 amino acids. The record is from RefSeq and is a predicted model, not a curated record. Gene Ontology annotation, cellular component: early endosome. Gene Ontology annotation, biological process: ubiquitin-dependent endocytosis.